CUUUAUCUCAGAAUGUGAGAAGGAACGUCAGGACCCUUGGACAGACUCAUUUGGGAGACGGAGCUGGGGGGUUCCAGGAGGAAUCUGGGGAUCUCGGCCCCCUUGACCUGCAGAGACACGGGGACCCCAUCCCGACACAAGUACCACGAUGGAUGGGUAUGGACUAUUUAAUUACAGUCUUGAAAAUUAUGACAUGUGGUUUUCAAACUACAGUUAUGAGAACUACACAGAUGAAGACGUGUUUGUGGACCAUGUCCACACAUUGACCCCGGCAGCCAUCUUGGCCAUAUCCAUGUACGCCCUCACCUUCAUCGUCGGCGCCCCUGGCAACGCAGCUGUCAUCUGGGUGGCGGGCUUUCGGAUGAAGCGGACGGUGAACACCGUGUGGUUCCUGAACCUGGCGGUCGCCGACCUGGCCUACUGCCUCUCGCUGCCCUUCCAGAUUGCCAACGUCGCCCUCGGCAACCGCUGGCCAGACACGACGGCCCUGUGCCGGCUCCUUCCCUCCGCCAUCCUGCUCAACAUGGCGGCCAGCGUCUUCCUGCUGACCACCAUCAGCGUCGACCGCUGCCUGGCCGUCACGCUGCCCGUCUGGUCGCAGCGCUGGCGCACACUAGGCUGGGCCUGGGCGGCCUGCGCCGCAGCCUGGGCCUUGGCAGGCCUCAUGUGCCUGCCUGCCCUCCUCCACCGCCGGGUGUCGCCCCUGACGUCCACUUGCACCGCCAACUACGCUGGGGCGGGGGUCAUUCGCCUGGUGGAGGUGUCGCGGGCCCUGGUGGCCUUCAUCCUCCCUUUCCUGGUCAUGGCGGCCUGCUACCUGAUGAUCGGCCUGAGGGUGCGUCGCGCCAACUUCGGCAGGUCCCGGCGGCGCCCCCUGCGCCUGAUCCUGGCGGUGGUGCUGGCCUUCUUCGUCUGCUGGCUCCCCUACCAUGUCUUCGGCCUACUUCAGGCUUUUAGCGACUACGAGGCCGUCCGGGCCUGGGACUACGCCACGGUGGGCCUGGCGUCCCUCAACAGCGCCCUCAACCCCCUGCUCUACGUCUUCGCCGGGCGGGACGUCCGUCAGCGGGCACGGAGAUCCCUGGGCACCACCUUACGCCGGGCCCUCAGCGAAGAGGCCUCGUCCCAGACGGUGCGCAGCACCCGAGUAAAGAGCCGCAGCAGCAUGGACAACAGCUUUUGACGCAUCCCACACCUCUCUACAGCGUCACAUGAGAAACUACGCCCUCUACCCCUUUCUCACCGCGUAAAUGCCAACCUGGGGGCGAUUUGUCGAUUGUUUUUCUCCUUAAUAAGCUGAAAAGUUAACAUGAUUGUGCCAACACUCACCUGGUUCACGCGCGGAAGGAUGAAAACGUUUUUAUUUUAAAUUCAUUCAUGAGAUGAGGGCUCGGCCUCGUAUUUGUCGCCUGUCCCCUGUCACCCACCUCGCUGCAUGGGUCCUCUGUUGCGUGUAGGCCGGACCGGGUAAGGACGGCAGUUUCCUUCCCUAAAAAGUGGUCCUUUCCAAUAUCACGGGGAGCCGUGAGUUCCCAGAUUCUUAUUGUCCGCCCUCGUGGGAUUUGAAGCUGGAUCCCCAGAACAUUCCCUGAGUUUUCUCGAUGAACAGUCCAAUGGUAGGCCUCCCCGACCUGCCCGUCCUUGCCUGGGCCCAAGAUCUCAUUUCGUUCCUCCUGUGGGCUCCACGGUCGGGCGGAGCAGAAACAGGCCCUCAAUCCUGUCCUUACCCGAACUCGGCGAGUUCCCAUUCCCUCGGAGACUAAGUGAAUACCCGAGAUUGCCACUUAAACGUUCUGGAAGUUUCUGAACCGGUCAGUGAGUUCCACCAGCCUCUGGUCAGAAAUGUUUGGUUCCUCCCAACUUACUAGGCCCAAAGAGGGAGGCCUAGUAGUACUAUCUUGGACUGUGUUGAUCCAAAGAAUGUUCCGGGGUUCCUAUACCCCCAACGGCAACAUAUUGGGAUUUCUAAUUCAAUAAAUUAAAAUCUAGAAGUAAGAAUCUUAUGAUGAUUGUUGGAAAAAUCCAUCUGAAUCCCUUUAGAGAGGGAAAUAACCAUCCUUACCUGGUCUGGCCUACUCCAGACCCACAACAACGUGGUUCACCCUUAAUUACCAAGAACACUGGCCUAGCCAGCAUCCAGUGAAUGUAUUAUUUUUAACAGGGACACAGGGAGAGUUCAGAGUAGGCCAUUCAGGCCCUGCUCCGCCAGUGAGUAUAAUCAAUCCCAAUCUCCCCCCUCAACCCCAACAUCCCUUGAAGGCUUGACCAACAAGAGCUACAAGUGUUCGCGUCAGGGAAGAACAGCAUGGGGUGUAGAUUUGAUCGUGAAAUGGUGAGGGAGCAGGGAAACGGAGUAGACAGAGUUUCCCAUUGGUGGAGGCAUUGAGAUCGGCUGAUCCCAGGGAUGAUGGGGGCCUGUCUUAUGAGGAGAGGGUGGGCAGAUCGGGAGGGGCGCGCUCUGUCUCCAUCAAAGUUUGAGCCUCCUAGGCCUCCGUGGCAACAGCAGGAGGAGGCCACUCAACCAGGCGUCUCCAUGACAGUCAACAAAAAUCUCAUUUCUCGCUCGUCCCAUUUCCCUGCACUCAGCAACGCAAGUACUGCUCAAACAUUUCUCAAACGCCCUCUCAGUUAGCGAGUCCUCUUUCAUUUAGGCCACCCUCGAAUUCCCAGCAUGGACUCAAAAACCAGACCUCAGCGUGGACUCGAACACCCAGUCUCAGGGUGGACUUGAACUCCAGGCCUCAACGUGGACUUGAACUCUAGGCCUCAGCAUGAACUCGAACUCCCAGCCUCGGUGUGGACUCGAACUCUAGGCCUCAGUGUGGACUCGAACUUCAGGUCUCAGCAUGGACUUGAACUCCAUGCCUCAGCACGGACUCGAACUGCCGGCCUCAGUGUGGACUCAAACUCUAGGCCUCAGCGUGGACUCGAACUCCUGGCUUCAGCGUGAACUCGAACUCCCGGCCUCAGUGUGGACUCGAACUUCAGGUCUCAGCAUGGACUCAAACUUCAGGCCUCAGCCUGGACUCGAACUCUAGGCCUCAGCGUGGACUCGAACUCCAGGCCUCAGCGUGGACUCGAACUCCAGGCCUCGAGGUAAAGCCCAGUGCGGACUAGUUUGGAAGGACUGUUAUCCUGAACUCACAUUUCUCUGUUUUUCUAAAUUAUCGCGAGACUUUUUAAUUUCUUUCUGCUUUUAACUUUUCUCCCCUCAGAAUUUGUACUUAAGAAUCUGGACCUUUGGUACCAAAGACGGUGCCGUGAGUGGUGACGUGUAAAUUUUUUGCUGUACUCGCGUGUGAGUAUG
Rhincodon typus (whale shark) is the source of this 3307-nucleotide messenger RNA. Its product is annotated as C3a anaphylatoxin chemotactic receptor-like. The coding region runs from base 149 to 1183 and encodes 344 amino acids. Gene Ontology annotation, biological process: positive regulation of cytosolic calcium ion concentration; complement receptor mediated signaling pathway; inflammatory response. Gene Ontology annotation, molecular function: complement component C5a receptor activity; G protein-coupled receptor activity. Lineage: Eukaryota; Metazoa; Chordata; Chondrichthyes; Orectolobiformes; Rhincodontidae. The record is from RefSeq and is a predicted model, not a curated record. Gene Ontology annotation, cellular component: plasma membrane. The transcript is spliced from 2 exons.